AUGGUAAUUUGUAAUAAUAAAGUUUGUAUUGUUGACUCUACGCAAAUGCGUAGCAUCGCCGAUGCUAUGAAGCCUGAUGGGUCUAAAUUUGACAGCGAUAUCACUUAUGAGAUAGACGGCACUGUUUUAACGUGGAUCGUCAAUCACAGCGAUAAACAAGUGCGAUUUGAAUGCGCUAAUCUUCUGGAAAUAAUCGAUGGGUAUUACAAAGCCGAAUUCUUUCUGGAAACCAAAAGGGUUUUCGAAGUCCCCUCCUAUUUUACAAACUUUGGGGAUGCCACAGAUGUAACAUUUACGAGUUACCUGGACGGAGAAAAUUAUGUGGACGAACUUGAGGAGUAUACUACUGAGACGGGAACUACAGAAGAGGGUUCUCAGGUUGCAGAUGCUCCUACUGGAAAGGGUAAGAGAGGCAGGAGGGGGCCUAGAGGGCCUUCCUCUAAGCCAAGAGCUCCAAGGGGUUCUAAAUCGUCGGAUGCGAAAUCUAAGAAUGCCUCAGAAUCUGCCAUGCCCAGUAAACAUACAGAGAGUACAAAGUUGAAAAGUGAAGAGACAGUUGAACAGAAUUAUACCCUACGUGAAAAACGGAACACUAGUGCUCCAAAACCAAAGACUGAGAAUCCUCGCGCUGGGGAUAGUAAAAGGGGUCCAAAACAGAGACAGGAUACAAUUACUACACCCACUACAAAGGGCUCCAGCUUGUUUGCCGUUAGCACUAGUGACACUGAUAUUCAUUUUCCAGAGGACAGUUCCUCAGAUCCAAAAGAGGAUGAUGAAGAGUACAUUGUUACUCUAAAAAAAACCACAAAACGUCAAAAGGAUGAGGACUACGUGGUCUCAGAUAAGAAGGAAGUUUCUGAGGAUGACAUUGAGACAGCAGUCAGAAGGGGUACACGCAUUAGAAAAGUAUCCGUAUUCCAGGAUUGUUAUCUUCCUGGCGCCAACAAUGAAUGGAUUUCGGAAGUAUUUAUUGGAACCAAUAGCAUUAAUUUUUAA
Molecule: messenger RNA, 996 nt
Organism: Theileria equi strain WA
Lineage: Eukaryota; Apicomplexa; Aconoidasida; Piroplasmida; Theileriidae
Exons: 2
Coding region: 1-996 (331 amino acids)
Source: RefSeq, a predicted model, not a curated record